ACGUCCCUUUAAAGCCUCGCACUGCUGCUGUCACAUCAGGACAGGAGCUGCAGCACAAACUCUUGACUGUCUGCGAUGACCGCGGAAAGUAAAGAGGCGACUUUUCUGUAGCUCAGGAGCGGGAGCCACGUCCACCUGUGUCUUAUUUUCUGUUCCAUCAUCUCUCGGCGCCAUGCUCGGGCUCUCCGGCCUCCUCCCCGCCGCUCUGCUCCUCUUGCUCCUGUCCUGCUGCGCUCCAGCUCGGGCUUAUUUCGCGGAGGAGCGCUGGAGCCCCGAGUCUCCGCUCCUCGCUCCAAGGCUCCUUCUCGCCCUCAUCUGCAGAAACUCCGAGCACUCGUUGCCCUACUUUCUGGGCACUAUCGAGCGCCUCAACUAUCCCAAGGACCGCAUGGCUCUCUGGGUAGCAACGGAUCACAAUGAGGACAACACCACAGCUAUUCUGCGUGACUGGCUCGUAAAGGUUCAGAACCUUUACCAUUAUGUGGAGUGGAGGCCAAAAGAGGAGCCCAGACGCUAUACAGAUGAGGAUGGUCCGAAGCACUGGACGGACCUCCGUUAUGAGCAUGUAAUGAAGCUUCGCCAAGUAGCACUGGAGUCCGCUCGCGAGAUGUGGGCAGACUAUUUCAUGUUGGCAGAUUGUGAUAAUCUCCUCACCAAUCCCGAUGUGCUCUGGAAACUCAUGAAAGAGAAUAAGACCAUCAUCGCUCCGAUGCUGGAAUCCCGUGCGGCCUAUUCAAACUUCUGGUGUGGAAUGACCUCCCAGGGUUACUAUAAGCGGACCCCUGCCUACAUACCCAUGAGGAAGCAGGUGCGCAAAGGCUGUUUUGCCGUCCCCAUGGUCCACUCCACGUUCCUCAUAGACCUCAGGAAAGAGGCAUCCAGACAGUUGGCCUUUCACCCGCCACACCCAGAAUACAGCUGGGCUUUUGAUGACAUCAUUGUGUUUGCAUUCUCUGCUCGGAUGGCAGAUGUGCAAAUGUUUGUUUGUAACAAGGAGACCUACGGUUACUUCCCUGUGCCCCUGCGCUCCCACAAUACUUUGCAAGAUGAGGCUGACAGCUUCUUGCACUCCCUGCUGGAAGUCAAUGUGCGAAAUUCCCCAGUGAUGCCUUCCAAAUACAUACGUGUUCCUAGAAAACAACCUGACAAACUGGGCUUUGACGAGGUGUUCAUGAUAAACCUUCAGAGGCGGACUGAUCGCAAGGAGCGCAUGCUUAGGGCACUGUACGAGCAGGGGAUUACUUGUAAGGUCAUUGCAGCUGUUGAUGGAAAAGCAAUGAAUAUUAGUGAAAUUCAUUUAAUGGGCAUUCACAUGCUCCCCGGAUACAGUGAUCCUUAUCACGGAAGGCCGUUAACAAAAGGAGAGCUGGGAUGCUUUCUUUCCCACUUUAACGUCUGGAAAGAGGUUGUGGAGCGACGCCUGGACACCUCCCUUGUGAUUGAAGACGAUCUGCGCUUUGAGGUCUUCUUCAAGCGACGCCUGAUGAACUUGAUGAGCGAGGUGAAGUCCGAAGGGCUGGACUGGGACCUCAUCUACAUUGGUCGGAAGAGAAUGCAAGUGGAUCACCCAGAGAAAGCGGUGCCAAAUAUACACAACUUAGUGGAAGCAGACUAUUCAUAUUGGACGCUAGGCUACAUGAUAUCACUGCAGGGUGCAGAGAAGCUUCUGAAAGCAGAACCACUAAAGAGGAUUCUGCCAGUGGACGAGUUUCUUCCCAUCAUGUACAAUAAACACCCUGUGUCCGAUUAUAUGGAACAGUUUGAAAGCAGAGACCUGAAAGCAUUUUCUGCAGAGCCUCUCUUAGUGUAUCCAACACACUAUACAGGUGACCCGGGCUACAUCAGUGACACUGAGACCUCCACUGUGUGGGACAACGACAAGAUCCGCACAGACUGGGACAGAGCGCGCUCGGGAAAAACUCGAGAGCAGGCGAAGAUCAGCAGCGAGGCCCAGAACUCUGACGUGCUCCAGUCCCCGCUGGACAGCACAGCGCGGGACGAGCUAUGAGAGGAACUUAGGAGCCUUAGGAAAAUGUAAAGGCGCAUAGGUCAAACCACCGUAGUUUUUUAAUCAUUCGUGAUCACUUUGAUUUUACAUCAGAAUUCAUGGAAAGAUUUAAUUUAUCAGAAUUGACGAGUUGAAAAGGGAUCGUGCGUGUCUUACAUUUUCUGUCAUAUUGUCAGUUAUCAGGUUUUUACAUUAUAAAGGCACUAGACUUGCCAUUUGGAAUGGCAUUUGCAGUACCCAACUUCUGUCUGUCAUACAGAAAGGAACAUAUGUGGUAGUAAUGAAUGAAUUUGGACUGGGUAAAAAAUUAUAAAAGUUUUUUCUCAUUAACCCUUACAUUGCUGUGUUUCGAAUAAUCAUCAGUCAGUACGUUUAUCACAGGUACAGCACACACAAGUAAAUGCUAUUCACUCAGAAAAAAACAGUGCUAUCACUGAAGCAGAAACACGAUGCUAUCAGUAAAGUUACUUCACUUUUUGACGCUUUUUGUCUGUCUCCAGACUAAUGCCUCAAACAGACGUGAUUAACUCUGUGACCUGACCUGUUUCCCCAGAAGAAAACAGAAAUCCUCGCCCCAUGCAAACAUACAUCAGCCACAUCUUAAUCCCACUCUGAUAGUUGAGUCUGAAUUUGAGCAUUUUGGAUGAGGCUGACUUUUUAAAGCUUGGUUGGUGGUCCUUUUCCAGCUUAUUUAUUAUGUCAUGGAAUCUCUGCCUCAUGACUAGAGCUCUGAAGAGGCUUUCUGUUGCUUAUGCUUUCAAUUGAUCGGAUUCUGUACGAGCCAUUCACCCUCUGAGUGUGCACAAAAAUGGAAGUGGUUCUUAGUGGCAACAAAAUUAAAUAAAAUGUUUUAUAUUUAAAAGUU
Molecule: messenger RNA, 2873 nt
Organism: Mugil cephalus (flathead mullet)
Lineage: Eukaryota; Metazoa; Chordata; Actinopteri; Mugiliformes; Mugilidae
Gene: colgalt1a
Product: collagen beta(1-O)galactosyltransferase 1a
Exons: 12
Coding region: 173-2008 (611 amino acids)
Molecular function (GO): procollagen galactosyltransferase activity
Source: RefSeq, a predicted model, not a curated record